Messenger RNA from Misgurnus anguillicaudatus (oriental weatherfish), 2547 nucleotides. RefSeq lists its product as uncharacterized. Gene Ontology annotation, molecular function: guanyl-nucleotide exchange factor activity. Lineage: Eukaryota; Metazoa; Chordata; Actinopteri; Cypriniformes; Cobitidae. The record is from RefSeq and is a predicted model, not a curated record.
AAAGCACGUUCAUCGUAGUGUGAUAUGGGAGUGCAGAUGAAAUGGAGCUGAACUGAUCAUUUAAAAAAAAUCGCUCUUUUGCUGACUGUGCAUGAGUUCAUGAAUGCGUCCACGAGAGACCGGACGGCGCGCUCCGUCGAGUGUUCCGUUUUACCGCGGUCUCCGCCCGCCGUUUAGAUCACACACCGCAACACACGCGCACAGGGUGAAACACUGAACCAAAAACAUGAACUCAGGACCAUCUCAGACAAAUGGAGUAACAUUUAAACUGAAAAAGAAAUCUUGAAAUUUGCAAUUUGCUUUCUGGGUGUAGCUCUAGGCAGGUAUCUUUUCUCACACCUGGGAUACGCUGACAGGGAGACCAUCUCUAGAGAAUGAAAGCCCAUGAGGGAGACCUGGGGAGAGAGAUCUCUAAGGUUCAUGGGAUGGUGUGUGAGUUGCGUGCGGGGUUUUCUCGUGCGCUGCUGGAGCUCAAUCAGAUUCAGCAGGGAGACACUGAGCUGCAGAGCCAGCUGGAGGACACAAGGCAUGGCUGCAACAAGCGUGCUCUUCACCUUGAAAGUUUGGUGCUGUCCCUCAAGGAUGAGCUGGAGGAGGUACGAUGUCAGUUUCGUCAGCUCUGUGGGGCGCAGGAAAGAAGACCACCGGAGAAUCCAGAAAGAGAGAGUAAUGGGGUUGAAAACAAUAGUGGACAGUGUGACGCUGCAGCACUCGCUCCUCCCUCUUCAUCUGUGGAUGGAUCUCUCCUUAUAAACUGUUACCUGCAAGGCUUGCAAGUUUGGCAAAUGACCAGACACAGUACAGGCCCAGAUUCCUUUUCCUGCCACGUGACGCAGAGCAGCUUACGCAGGGGCAAGAGGCGGAGUGUGGUGGAGAUUCUUUUGCGAUCUGAAAGGGAAUAUGUAUCCAGUUUGAAUCAGCUUUAUGACAAAUACAAAUCAGCACCAGCCAGCACAACUGAGAAACAUGAGGAGUUUGUAAAGCAUGUUGAUCAGAUGCUGCAGCGCCACCUGCUGUUCCGCAACACACUGGAGGAGCGUCUAACCACAGAUGAGAGGAGCUGUGCAGCUGGGGAAGCUUUUCUCAACCUCACCGGCCAACAUAAUAAAUCUUUCUCUGAUGCAUAUAUUGGAUACGUGUCUGGUUUGGCCACCAUCCUAACAGCAGAGUUCACCCCAACUGUACAGAACAAAAACUCACAGGAGAACUUCAAAUUGCUUUCACUGCUGUUUGCGCCUGUUUCACGCAUUCACACGUACCUGAACAUCAUACAGGCUCUGUUACACAGUUCUGGUGCUGGCCAUGCAGACUGGUGUUCACUACAGGAGAGUGAGCGGGUGUUGUUGAAUCUCUGCACAAGCUGUCGCAUGACCUUAGAAAAGGCGGAGCUAUGUGAAGAGGGGGCGGGGCCUGAACAAGUUUUGAGAAGCAGGUGCUGUGCAGAGAGCCCCGACUGUGGCCCUUCCGCCUUUACCAAGUACCGUGCCAAUGCCAGUGCAGAUACAGCCAAUGACACAGCGGGCCCAAGCACAGACAGCACUUUACACAAGAGAAAGUUCUGUCUUGUUGGCCUUUCACGGACGCUACCUCGGCCCAGUGGCAUCUUAAGAAAUGCCCGGGAGUAUAUGUGUGAACCGCCCUCUAGUGGCUGGACUGCACAGCACAUGUGGGAUGGCAGCACACAGCAGAGCCAUACAGGUCCUGUCUGUGUACCUUUUCCACCUUUUCCUCAUCAUCCCUUAGAGACCGGCCGGUUUUUAAAUCCUGAACAGUCUGCUGGUGAAGAGGGAAAACUCACCACUGCUGUCAGAAGUCCAAACGCCUCCGCUGGUCUUGCUGUACGUGUGUGUGGGUCUCCAGGGCUCGAUGGACGCGUAUACACAUCUGACCCACCUCCUCAUCGCCACGAUGAUGGGGACACAGACUGCGACUUGGCAGAUGCGUCCGUCUUCGACUUCUCUUCCGUGACGACCUGCAGCCCCGAUGACACUCUCAGACGGCUGAGAGGGGCAGAGGCGUGUGAUGAUGAGGAAGGCGAUGAUGAAGACAGCGAGAUUCCAGUUCUCCUCAAACCAUCCUACACUCAUAACUCUGGAGCUGUGCAGGCGGGGGGAAGCUUAUGCAUGCCGUGGCAGAUACCCAGACGGGUUCCUAUUCCAUCCGAGGUGCGAACUGGUCUACAGGGGAAAACGCGCAACCCAAAAAUACACAGAACACCCAUCAGUUCCCACCCAUCGACUAUCGACUUCCGGCCGAUAUGGGGCCCAACAUAUUCACAGGGGGAUGUAAUGCCUGCAAAGGAGAACUCUGUGACGUUUAGUGCAACCAAUCAGAUCAUUAGUCAGCAGCAAGAGACUGACCAAGCACGGACUUCAUACAGAGGUGCUGGUGUCCAGAGAGCUGAAGCAGUGUGGCGUGAGAGUGAAGACAGCGAAGGACCCUGCAGUACAGUCUGACACCCAACCUUAAAGGGAUAGUUUGGCCAAAAAUGAUAUUAAACCCAUGAUUUACUCACCCCCAAGCUGUCCGAGAUGCAUAUGUCCAUCG